This is a messenger RNA of Cyphellophora europaea CBS 101466, 1965 nucleotides long. RefSeq lists its product as uncharacterized. Bases 1 to 1965 code for a protein of 654 amino acids. The record is from RefSeq and is a predicted model, not a curated record. Gene Ontology annotation, molecular function: oxidoreductase activity, acting on CH-OH group of donors; flavin adenine dinucleotide binding. The transcript has 2 exons. Lineage: Eukaryota; Fungi; Ascomycota; Eurotiomycetes; Chaetothyriales; Cyphellophoraceae.
AUGCUGUGGAAGAACAUCUUGGGCCUCUUGGCUUGCUCUGUUGCCGGUCUUGCAGCGGUUGGACACCAGCAUUCACAUGAGAGACUUCAUCGCCGCCAGAACGAGACUGUGGCCGCUGCUAACUCUACGGAUGAGUACGACUACAUUGUUGUUGGAUCCGGGGCCGGGGGCGGGCCGCUGGCAGCACGUCUCGCACUCGCCGGCUACAGCGUCCUUGUGCUCGAUGCUGGCGAUGACAUCAACGACAUCUACACCAAUGUUCCCGCACUCCAUUUUACUGCUGCCGAGUAUCUGCCAAUGCAGUGGAACUUCUAUGUCAAUCACUAUCCUGAUCUCGAGGAGCAGCGACGAGAUACCAAAAUGACCUGGCGCACACCCGAUGGAGAUAUCUGGGUCCAGAUCCUGAAUGGGACCACUCCUCCUGAGGGCUCGGAGCCUCUUGGAAUUCUGUACCCUCGCUCUGGCGUUGUUGGCGGCUGUACCCAACACCACGCCCAGAUCAUGGUGUACCCGCAUGCCAGCGAUUGGCAACACAUUGUCGAUACCACAGGUGACGACACCUGGGACCCAGAGAAGAUGAGGGAUUACUUUGUCCGUCUUGAGAAAGCCGAAUAUCUGAAUUCCAUAACUGGCGGCCAUGGUUUCAAAGGCUGGAUGGCGACCUCGCUCACCGAUCUGCAACUCAUUGCACAAGACUUGAAGGUUGCGUCCCUGGUCCUGGCCGCAGCAUCCGCGAUGGGCAAGAGCUUGAUCACCUCCUUGCUGGCUACCGUCACUGGUCUCACUUCGACUCUCGCCAUCGAUCUCAACAACCCCUCCAAAGCGCGUGAUACGACAGAGGGCAUGUACCAAGUCCCUCUGUCUAUCAACGCUCUGGACAAAACCCGUUCAGCUCCCCGUGACUGGCUCUACAAAGUCAUCGCCGACGGCUACCCUCUGACCAUUCAGACCCAAACUCUCGUCACCAAGAUCAAUUUCGAUACCACCACCGGCGACAAACCACAUGCGACCGGUGUGUCGUACCUCCAUGGGCAGUCCCUAUACCGCGCGGACCCUCGUGCCCCUCGCACAGGUAGUGGCGGCAUUCCUGGCACCGCAACCGCCCGCCGCGAAGUUAUCAUCUCUGGCGGCACCUUCAACACUCCGCAGAUUCUCAAGCUGUCCGGUAUUGGCCCAGCGGAGGAGCUCGCUGAAUUCGACAUCCCCACCCUCAUCGACCUCCCAGGCGUUGGUACCAACAUGCAAGACCGCUACGAGAUUCCAGUCAUCGGUAAAGCCACCACGGACUUCAGUCUGACCAAGAAGUGCACUUUCCAGAACUCACAGCCAGAUGGCUGCCUCGACGCCUACAACAACCCGGGCUUGCUCGGCAAGGGCGUCUACGGCACUUCAGGCGCGGCAUUCGCAGUCCUGCAAAAGUCCAGCAGCAACGACAUCCCGGAGCCGGACCUCUUCAUGAGCGGCUGGCCAGCCAACUUCGUCGGCUACUUCGACGGCUAUAGCAAGUUUGCCCUGCAGGACAAGCGUCACUGGGCGUGGCUAGCGCUCAAGGCGCACACGCGCAACCGCGCCGGCACCGUCAAGCUGCGCUCCAACGACCCCCGCGACACGCCGCUCAUCGACUUCAACUACUUCCACACCGGCGACACCGCCGGCGGUGCCGACGAGAAAGACCUGCAGGCGCUGUACGAUGGCAUCAAGUUUGGGCGUGACGCCUUCGAUAAGCUGAUCGCUCUCGGUGGCAGCGGCGGGUUCCCUGAGGUGCAACCCGGCGAUAAUGUCACGAGCGAGGCCGACAUCAAGCAGUAUAUCAAGGACGAGGCCUGGGGCCACCACGCCAGCUGUUCCUGCCCGAUUGGUGCUGACGACGACCCGAUGGCGGUGCUGGACAGCAAGUUCCGCGUGAGGGGAGCCGAAGGAUUGCGUGUCGUCGAUGCCAGUGUGUUCCCGAAGAUCCCGGGGUAA